This is a messenger RNA of Akanthomyces muscarius, 6045 nucleotides long. RefSeq lists its product as uncharacterized. NCBI's taxonomy places the organism in Eukaryota, Fungi, Ascomycota, Sordariomycetes, Hypocreales, Cordycipitaceae. The transcript is spliced from 4 exons. The coding region runs from base 1 to 6045 and encodes 2014 amino acids. Gene Ontology annotation, cellular component: nuclear body. The record is from RefSeq and is a predicted model, not a curated record. Gene Ontology annotation, molecular function: helicase activity; transcription termination site sequence-specific DNA binding. Gene Ontology annotation, biological process: termination of RNA polymerase II transcription.
AUGUCGAACGUAAUUAGCGACGAGCUCGGGAAAUGGUUCGACGAGUUCCAAGCGAUCCCGCCCGAAACACACCUCCUGUGCCCACGAAUUCAUGACGACGAUGGCGAAAAUUACAGAGUGCUCGACGAUCCCGACUCUACAAUCACCCGGGAAGAAAAAGAGAAGCGAAUAGAGGCUGGCAAUAGCCGCAUCAAUGUCACUUACUGGAACAGCCUGAUAUUUGGCUUUGACAAGAAGGACGCCGGCAAAUGGCUCGGAGAUUUCAGCAGAAGGCUUGAUGCCGCGCUCAAAUCUUGCUCCGAAUGUGUCCUUAACUGGCACAUGAGGCGCAAGCCACAGAUGCAAAAAUUCCUCGAACGCUGGGAUGAAGAUGCCGUCGCUCAAAUCCAAGACUUGCUCGACCAACUCGACAACGCCCGAAUCGACGAAAAUCUUACUUGGGCCAAAAAUUACAUUGCCAAAAUCGAAAACACAGGCGCAACAUUUAAGAAGUCAGAGUUUGGCGACAAUUUGGGCAACGUGCUGAUUACGGUCUACGAGGCUCUCUGCUGCAUGAGUUACCUAGCUCAGCCCGAUCAGCGAGCCACAUUUCAAUAUGUCUUUAUGCGCCUGCAGGGCAAGACUUAUCUGAAGCUUGGGACCAAGGACCCCUUGCCCGGUAUGACGUACUUUUUGUUCGAUCACAAGAACGAGGAUCGACGAAAGUGGGCGCACGAGAACUGGAAGAAUAUAAGUACGUCUUCUCUGACUGUACCGCAAUUUGAAUGGGCUAUCCACGAUGGAUUGGUCAGUGCCAUCGAGGAAACGUGGCGCAAAGACUUGAAUCAGGCGACCCCUGAGGUGUACCUCGAGAUUGAGCAGUUUUGGUGUGGCUUCGAGGAUAUCCUGCGCACACUUCCUGCCAGCCUGAUUGCUUCCCACGUGCGCAACUUGGAAUUCUGUCGCUCAGAGGGCGUCUUAGUUGCCGCCAUUCGCAUCUUGACAGCCCUGCUUGACAAGGCACCCAAAGUUCUCUGGGACGUGAUUGGUGGUGCUCGCCCCAACGUCAUUGCCGACUUGCUUUUUGGAAGUCCUAUAUACAAAGGCCUGCUCCGACAAUCGCUUGAAAAUUGCUGGGAUAGCCCAGGCAAAGAUUCGGUUCCAUUUUCUAUAUCCUGGAUUCAGCCUUGGCUCAAGUCCAUCGGCCGUGACCAGCGCUAUGACGCAUGCGAAGUGCUCAUGCACACUCUCUUUGAGACUUUGGUCAAAGAUGCCAGUAUCGGUGAGCCUGGCCAGGCGGCGUGUAUGAGAGCCGGGUUUGACGCACUCGCCUUUCUUCUCAACACAUUUCUCGACAUGGAAACGUCUGCUGCUACAUCUACAGUCCAUCUGUACAUUAACUCGGCCUUCAACCUGAUGACUAAAUACAAAGACCUCAUCAUCCAGCAAAUCAAUCCGCCCAAGAAACAGCAGAGCAUAGAAGGCUGGGCUACCUUUCAAGUGGCCGAUUCUGCGCAUACGUUGACAGAAGCGGCCAUGAAGCUAGACAUGAAGCUCUUCUAUGAAGAGUACCAUGCCAUUCAUGGUAGCAGCAAGAUCCAGUCCACCGUUACAAGAAACUCCAGGGCCUUUUGGACCGCCAUUAUCGAAAUGUACGAGGCGUCCAAUGAUCGCGUCAAGCUAUCCAAACAAAUUCUCUUUGCUUUGGCUCCAAUAUGCGCCGUCGAGCAGAUUCGAGCGCGUAAAGCGGGAGGCAAACUAGACGACUCAAGCAUAGCCUUCAACGAGUCUCUCAAGUCCACCGCCGACACUAUUUCGAGAAUCAUAGGACGAAUCGGCGAUAUGGACGUCAUGGACCUCAAUAGCCUCUUUAUCGAGCGGGUCCCUAUUCAGGUUAUUAUUGGCUUGUCAGUUCAUGACGAAUCAGAUCUCGCCGAGUCUGCAGCUGAAGUCCUCAAAGGCUGGACUGCCGAGGAUACUCGCGGCUCUGCCAUCGAACAGCUUGCGCAGCUGCACACUGAGCAAACGUUGGCCUCCGCAGUGUGGUCUCUGGACCGAGUUCUUAAACCACCGUUUCCAUGGGGCCCAAUUCGUCCGCUUCUGAACGCCAAUCGUGCCAUUCUGCGUGGUCUUGCCGAAGCCUCCUCCUCCGGUGUGUUGCGAAGUGGACAGCUGGACUCUAGACAAGCCGCCACAGUCCUCCGUUGGUGGAACGAGCAAUGGCGCUUUGUUUCCAAGUCGUGCCUCAACAUUGAAUCGUGGUCACAUUACGUGCCAAACGCCAUCAUGACGGAGUUUUGUCGUGAGAUCAUGGAAUUAGCAGAAGCUCUUAUUGCUGAAGAUGGCCUUCUUACAUCUGCAACGGCUCUUGGUCGUAGCGAGGCAGACAUGAUGGUAAAGAUUCUUGCUCCUGCAAAGGACAAUUUCCGCGGUAUGGAAAACAUGAUUCGACUUAAGGAUCUGUGGUUGGUUGAUGUCACCGUACGAGUUCUUUGCAAGAUUCUGAAGCGACUUCGCGAAAACAAUCUUGAAAUCAAUGCUGGUUCCAGGAAGCUGAUCGUGGACGCAUGUGUGCCAACGGCGACGGCAGGAAAGUACUUGCGAUCUACCAACCUAAGCGACCAGCAGCGCGCCGAACUUCUACAAGCCCUUGGAAACACAGACGACGACGUACAAAUUAUCCAGCUUAGCACAGCUGAUACCAAGUCCGCCAGAGACAAGAUCAAGAAGCAGAGCAGACUGGAUGCGUGGUCCAAGUCUGGGUCAGCGUCGUCCUCAACAAGCUCAUCCACAUCCAGCAGUAAGCCUAGUUCGAACCGACAGGAUGUUUUGAACUUGAGCAAUUCUUUGAACAACCCUCUCCUCAAGACCAUUGAGGCGAAGCAAAAGGCCAAAUCCAAGGUCCCAGAUCAGAAGGCUAUAUCCGCACUUAAGGAAAGCCGACAAAGAGAAAAGGCCGAGAAGGCCAAGCGAGAUGCAGAGGCAAUCGCCAAGGCCAGACAGCUUCGCGGCGAGCCCCCUGGUGGUCUCGUCGGGCGGAGUGAAAUCAUGGUCAACAGCUCCGACGAAGAAUCCGACAACAGCGACGAUGAUAUCGAAGAAGGCAACCAGCUUGCCCAGCUCAGCACUGGUGGACAAAAGACACUUGAUGAAGCAGAGAAGCGUCGCUUGCGGGCCCUGCGAGACAUGACUCGGCGGCCCGUCAAGAAGGUUCGACAGCAGCGAUCAGUAAAGGAAAUGCGAGCCCGUCUUAUUCCACCUAUGGACAAGUUGCACAAUGCCAUUCUAGCUUGGGACAUUUUCCAUGGCGGAAAUGAUCCGCCUAAUGGGCCCAAGGCUUGCAAGGUCGAUACAAGAUACCCCGACCCGACAUCGUACAGGGAUACAUUCUUCCCACUUCUUGCCUCGGAAGCGUGGAGAAGCUUUGUCACGGCAAAGGAUGAAGUCACGGCUCAGACGUUUGGCAUCAAGAUUGCCAGUCGAGCCAGUGUUGACAGCUAUCUUGAAAUUACCUUCUCGAUGGAAGUCGCUCAGAACAGAGAGCGAGGCAUCGGUGAAGGAGAUAUUCUCCUGGUCUCCGAGGAUGAGAAUCCGCUCAGCAAUCCCUCUGCUCGUCACUGUCUAGCUCGUGUCCAUCGCGUAAUAUACAAGAAGGUUCGUCUCGAAGUCAUCUUCCGUGUCGCAUCACGCGGUAACCCCCUGGGUACCGCUCUGAUGCCCAACACCAUGAUGCACGGCAUCAAGAUUACCAAUAUGACCACCAUUGAGCGAGAGUAUGCUGCUCUCGAAUCCCUGCAGUACUAUGAUCUCAUGGACGAAAUUCUUAAGGCUGAACCGUCGCCCAUUCUCAAAUACGGGGACGAGAAAGUUACCAACUACCAGAGUAAUUGGCAACUCAACCGAGGUCAGGCCUUGUCCGUUCUGGGUGCACAGGAGAAUGACGGCUUCACCCUCAUUCAAGGCCCUCCUGGUACGGGUAAAACCAAAACCAUUAUUGCCAUGGUUGGUGCUCUGCUUUCUGAGCAGCUUGCGCAAGCACCCGCCAAGGGCAUGCCUGUUGGUGUUCCAGUUCGACCGGGGGCUACAAACCAGUCUGCUGGUCAGAAGCCCAAGAAGCUCCUUGUCUGUGCUCCGAGUAACGCAGCUGUUGACGAACUCGUCACCCGUUUGAAGAAUGGGAUCAGAACCACGAGCGGCAAGACCAGAAAUAUCAAUGUCCUGCGUCUCGGUCGUACUGAUGCCAUCAGUGCUGGUGUCAAGGAUGUCACUCUGGACGAGCUAGUUCGUGCACGCAUGGAAGGUGAUUCAACAAAGGACAAGGCCAAGGUCACCAGAGACAAGCUCCAUGAACGCGCCGGCCAGAUCAAGGAAGAACUUGGCAUUCUGCGUCCCAAGCUAGACGAAGCAAACGAAAAAGAGGACCAAGACUUUCGCAACAAACUUCUGCGGCAGUUUGACGAUCUAAAGCGCGAGCAGCGAGACAUAGGCAAACAGAUUGAAGCCGACAAAGAUAGCGGCAACUCAGUUGCUCGAGAGGUGGAGAUGAAGCGUCGCCAGAUUCAGCAAGAGAUCCUCAACAACGCCCACGUCCUCUGCGCUACCCUUAGUGGCAGUGGUCACGAAAUGUUCCGCAACCUGGAUGUCGAAUUCGAGACGGUCAUUAUCGAUGAGGCCGCGCAGUGUGUUGAGCUGAGUGCCCUGAUCCCGCUCAAAUACGGAUGCUGCAAGUGUAUCCUCGUUGGAGACCCCAAGCAGCUGCCACCUACUGUCCUUUCGCAGUCAGCUGCCCGCUUCGGCUACGAUCAGAGUUUGUUCGUUCGGAUGCAGCAAAAUCACCCAAAGUCGGUCCAUCUCCUCGACAUGCAAUACCGAAUGCAUCCCGAGAUCAGUUCAUUCCCCAGCAAAGAAUUCUACGAAGGGCAGCUGCAUGACGGACAGGACAUGGCCGGUCUCCGCCAGCAACCUUGGCACAAGAGCGCGCUACUGGGACCCUACCGAUUCUUUGAUGUGCAGGGUGCGCAAGAGCGUGGCAGCAGGGGCCGAUCGCUUGUCAAUACCCGAGAACUCGACGUCGCCCUCCAAAUGUACGAUCGUUUUCGCAAGGAAUACAGCCAGUGCAACUUGGUGGGCAAAAUCGGUAUCAUUACUCCCUACAAAGCUCAGCUGUUCGAGCUCCGCAACCGUUUCAAGGCGCGAUAUGGAGAAGAGAUCACCGACAUCAUCGAGUUCAACACAACCGAUGCUUUCCAGGGUCGCGAGUGCGAAAUUAUCAUAUUUUCCUGCGUGCGAGCCAGCGCUACCGGUGGCAUCGGUUUCAUGACCGACAUUCGCCGUAUGAAUGUCGGUUUAACCCGUGCGAAAUCGUCGCUGUGGAUUUUGGGAGACUCACGCGCGCUUGUGCAGGGUGAGUUCUGGAAGAAGCUCAUCGAAGAUGCACAGUCGAGAGACCGCUAUACCCAGGGCGACAUUGUCAACAUGUUCCGCAAGCCCCUCGAGAGAGCCAAGCCUGGCAGCAUCAUGACAUCUACUGCACGUACAGCUGUAGACAGUCCCAUGACUAACGGCUCUCCCGCAUCUAUUGCCACGCCUGAUGACGACGUCGUCAUGCCCGAUGCUUACGAACCUCCACCCAUCAAGCGUUCAAGCGAAGAAUAUGCGUCAAUUCCCACUCGACCAGCCGCUUCCUCGUACCGCUCUCCUUCGAUCCAAACAGCUUCUCUGCCCGGCGACAACAAAAAGAGAGCACUGAAUAGCCCAGACGGUACUCUGCCUGCCCCAAAGAGAAUUGUCAGCGCCCAGCCUCGUGCAGGAGGACUGGCUGGCAAGUUUGGCCAGAGGCCUAACAGGCCACUGCCCAGACAGCCGACAGAUCCUAGCGCCAUGGUGACUCUGGGCCUGGCACCGCCGGAGCGUCCACCGCCACCAAAGCCGAGUGCACUGCCGUCGCUGCCAACAGCUCCUUCUGGGCCGUCUGCAAUGUCGGCGCCGCUCAAUAGACCGAAACCACCACCCACUGGACCACGAAAGAAGGCCAAACCGAGCCUGUUCCUACCUAAGAAAAGGUAG